AUGCUGUGGUAUCUGCUUUAUCCAAUUAGAGGGACAAGUGAUCCCCCUCGCCUGAGAUCAGAUCAUCCUAUCCGGAGAGCCUUCUAUCGACAUGGACUUAUCACAGCUCGAUACUGGCUUCUUUGUAUGCUUGUAUCGGUGUCAGUCGGUGUAUCCCUGAUAUAUCCUACAGUCUUCCAAUCAGACUUUCCUGCUGCUGGCCUCAGCGGAUUGCCUCAUCAUGUUUGGGCCUCGACUAGAGCAUUUUCAGGGGAUGCUGACAAGCCCCACGACCUUGAGAUGCGCCAAAUAUGGAUACAUGGAAGUUACAUGAAAGCACUUGAAAAAGAUCUACUUCGCGAUGUCUUUGUGCUACAAAAUGCCAUCCUUGGUGAAACCUCCGAGGCUCAUGUUGCUGCUGCACAUGGAAGCACACAUCCAAACUGGGGCUAUCAUUCACCACUGACGUACUGGAACGACUCUCUUGCUCGAUUGGAAGCGGAUCCGGAUAUCCUGCAUACAGUCAACGAGGACACAUGCCAACCUUCUUUCCUAAACUUUACCCUUCGCCCAUUGUCUGUGUUCGCGGGCAAGGCCUUCUCUGGCUCACAGCUUGAGGCAGCGGAUGCAUUGGUCAUCUCUUUGUUCAACCGCAAUAACGAUCCGAAAGGCGAGAUCUGGCAGAGAAACAUCAAUAUCGUCGCUAGCCAGUCUUCUGGGUUACCUAUACAAUAUGAACGGAAUGGCACCCCCGAGCAUAGUCAGCUGUUCGAGUACCGGAUUCAGCCACUCAGUUUCCGUCAAAAUUCUCUUCUGGCCAUCGCAUAUGGCAUCAUAUUCAUCUAUGUCGGCUUGAGCUUGAGAAGACUAAAAGCUUUUCACAGUCGAUUCGGCUUGGUCGUCACUGCUAUCACACAGAUGACAACCUCUAUUCUCGCAAGUUUUACUAUCUGUGGUCUGCUACAAAUCAAUCUCGCUCAAAUCCCUCAGGAGGCCUACCCUUUCGUUGUGUUGGUCAUAGGACUUGAGAACAUAUUCAGGUUGAUUAAUGCCGUUGUCGCAUAUCCGCCGGAGAUGAUGAACACGCAACGAAUCGCAAACGGAAUGGCUGACAUAGGCCAUUCUUCAUUGGCCUCGGCAGCGCAAAACUUACUCAUCCUAUGGCUGCUUUCUCUCGUUGUUUCUCCUGGUGUAGCAGCGUUCUGUGCUUUCGCUGCCGUGGCACUUCUUUUUGACUACUUCUUCCUUCUUACAUUCUUCCUCGCUGUCCUCAGUGUUGAUAUACGAAGACUGGAGCUACAGGACUCGAUCACUAGGAGCAGCGGCACUCCAAAGCAUAAGCCAAGACCAAAACAUUACCGUGCCCACAGUCAUCAUCAUGCUCAUCGCAAUGAGAAGCAUACGUGGAUUGAUGCACUGAUUCAUGGCAGGGUGCCUUUCUCUACGCGUAUGGCGGGAUCUGCAGUGACCAUCAGCUUUGUCAUGGCUCUUAACUGGCAUCUUACGGCCCACGGCCCACGCACUUCUGCGUCUGGUGUAUUCCCAGGACUUUUUGAGAAGCAAGCACUUCCAAUUACUACAUUUGAUGGCACAACACCCCCACCGGCCAAUCAGAGUCGGCACCCUGCGACCUGGCUUCGCACUCAAGACUACGAGAAUGCCGUACACUUCAUGAAAGUUGUCAGGCCUGGAGGUCAAGGGUUUGUCGCCAAGAUCUACGACCCCUUAAUCAUCACUCUCGGAGGUGCCGACAGAAGUGGAAUUCUUCUUCGCAAAGAGACGUGGCUAGACUCUAUUCGCGGAGUUGCUAUACAACACUUUUAUCCCACCGCCAUCUCGGUCGUCUUUGUCGUGGCAUUUGUCACGGUUCUCAUGAACUUCUUGCUGUGGGAUGAUAGAGCUGAAGACGCCGAGUACGAGAAUGGUGGAGACAAUCUCCCGCUCACAGUACAUGCAAUCGAAACGGGUCACAUGCUAGACAUCGUCAAAACUACUGGUAGUCGACAAGGUCAUAUGCUGUCUGUAGCGUUAGACCGUACGUUAUCGAUCCUACUCUUCAAGCCGGUCAGCAACUCGUACACGACGAUCCACCCCUCUCCAGAUCAGUGUAGGCAGAUCAAGUGGCCUGUACAUGCAUGCAGUAUCAGCGAUAAGGGGGACUGGAUGGCU
This is a messenger RNA of Aureobasidium namibiae CBS 147.97, 2148 nucleotides long. RefSeq lists its product as uncharacterized. The record is from RefSeq and is a predicted model, not a curated record. Gene Ontology annotation, molecular function: sterol binding. Gene Ontology annotation, biological process: SREBP signaling pathway. Lineage: Eukaryota; Fungi; Ascomycota; Dothideomycetes; Dothideales; Saccotheciaceae. Gene Ontology annotation, cellular component: Golgi membrane; endoplasmic reticulum membrane. The annotation marks the transcript as partial. The transcript has 2 exons.